CAGCACACGUCGUCGAUCAGGAGGAGCGGAAGAUGAACAGUGCGGAUGUAGAUGAACAAGUAGUUGUUCAUUAUUUCAAUCUGAAAUUCUUCAUCAAGACCUUUGAUCCGGUAUCGAGCAAAAAAGUGUUAACGUUAACGGUUUUGGGGCACUGCAGUCAUGCAUGACAAAUUUUCGCUAUCAUGCAUGCUAUGCAAUACAAAUUUGUAUUUGGGCAUCAUUUAUCCUGCAUUCCUGCAUGCCAAAUUUCGUUAACGUUAACACUCUUUGGUGUGAUAUCCGGUUCCCAGUCGGAAUAUUCUAAACCGGAUCCUACUCCCCUACCUGGACACGCGAAACCGGACUUUUCACCGUUCCAAAGAAGUUUCGCGAACGCAAUUGGAAUAUCGACUGUAAAAAUGUCUGGGUCUGGAACAAAGCAACUUGUCAUGCUAAAUCUGAAUCAUGUAAAAAUCUGUGUUGCAUGAUUAUCAAAAGCUGUCCACUUUUGACCUAAUCGCGAGGCAGUCUCUCAUGCAGGGUAAGCAUGAUAGGGAUCUGGCAGAAUCUGUCAUGCUAGGUCCUGCAUUCCAGACGACACGGAUCAUGGGAAAUAUGCAUGACAACUCUAGAAAUCUUCCAGACCCAGACAUUUUUGCAUUUGAUAUGGAAGCCGAAGAGCUCUACGGGCCGAUUCGAAUUUGGGAUUGCAGUGCCAUCCAAGAUAUGGAUUGCAAAAAUGUCUGGGUCUGGAAGAGUUGGAACUUGCGAUGCAAACUCUGGAACACACAAAAAUUUGUGUUGCAUGAGCGCCAAAAGCUGUCCACUUCUUCGCACGGAAGCAGGAAGUCUCUCAUGCGGGACAGGCAUCAUGAGACGUGCCCAGAACCUGUGAUGCUUUUGCCUGCAUCAGACGCCAUUUGCGUGAUCCGAAAUAUGCAUGACAAGUCUCACAAUCUUCCAGACCCAGACAUUUUUACAUUUGAUACAAGAUUUUUCCGCUCUCUUCUCGCGCUUUCCCAACUUCAGUUCUACUGCUCGCUGGUAUCCCCGUUUGAAUAAUCCCGAUGAUGUUGAAACGAGCUACUUCAACAGCGAUAUCAGUGUAUAACCCGCUCAGGUGUUACAAUCUCAAACGUUACAAUAGAAUCUGGGACUUGUCUUGCAUCAUGAGCAUUACAGACUCGUAGACCGUUCCACUUUCUGCAAUACAAAUUUCGCCAGAUUGUAGUGCGGUGUGGGACUCCGGAACUUGUCAUGCGCAGUCCUAUGAGAGUUGGCUAGAUCAUGCAUUUCUUGCAUCACAGAUUUCCCGACUCUAUUGUAACGUUUGAGAUUGUAACGUUUGAGCAGGUCAUACAGUGCGUGGGACGUUUCGGGUGCUACGAACAUGGCCGGCAUGUUUCUCGGGUGUGCGUAUUUCGACCGGAAGCUGUAUGGAUCUGUCAGGUUUGAAAUCGACCGAGUUGAAAUAAUUUGCCAUGCAUAAAAUGGAGUCCAGUCACAGCCCAGCUCUCAAGUGGUGCAUGAUAAAUUUUGGUGGUGCCUACAUCCAGUUUGUCAUGCUGUUUCGGUAAGGAAGACGCCUUUCGUCAUGCAACUUUAGCAGCUCUAUUUCUACCCCUCAACAGGCUUGCAAUCUGCUUCCCUAGCCUACUCUGCAAGAGAGGCAUUUUGUGGGUUGCAUUUCAUGCAUCACAAACUAUUUCAACUUUGACGAUUUCAGUCCUGACGCUUCCAUAAGCUGAAGCAUUGGGACGUUUCCAACGUGACCACGAUGCGGGGGAUAUCGUGAGGAAAAAUCUUCCCUCCCCAUAUCGAAAACGAAACUUGUCAUGCUGUAUCUGAGUGCAUACAUCGACUUGUAUUGCUAGAAGGCAAAGAGGCGCAGUCGUGGUCUCGUCUGCAGGCAAUUUGUCACGCUGUUUCCCACUUGUUCCAGCUGCCUCCUGUCAUGCUGAAGAUGCAAGGCUUGUUUCCCACGCAACCCAGCACUACAGUCCGCAUCUUUAUUUGCCUUCUAGCAUGACAAAGCUGAUUUGUGGCCACAAAUCAGCAUCACAAAUUUCCCUUUUUGAUGUGGGGAGGGGGAAUUUUUCAUUUUGAUAGGGGAUGUUUGCGGGGUGCGAGAAUUUCAAUCAGGAUAUCAAAGAUUGGAAUGUGGUAUCCUGUGCAAAAGUAUCGUACUCGUACUAAUUGCUUUUAUGCAUCACAAAUUUUUUGCUUAUAGGCAAAUCCGCAUUACAAAUUCCAUUUGUAAUGCUGAGCAAAUUUGUAAUGCAAUUUGUACUACUUCUACGAUACUUUUGCAGUUCAUAUGUGGCGAAGUUGAAAGAUGUGGAGUUCAUGUUUGAUAAGUGCGAACGGUUCAAGCAGGAUUUGAGGUCCUGGAGAGAUAUCAUGACGGUGGAGGGGGACGAAGACUAUGUGAAACUUGUGGAGGCCUGCUUGGACAAGCCCGAUAUCUGGGGCGGUUACGGAAAACAAUCCAAGCAACGAAGUGCAAGACGGAAGAGGAUAUUAAUCCUAGGGGGGACUACUACCUAGAGUGCAAUCAUGAGGGGACUACUGCCUCGAAUAGAUUUAAGUCAUCAUUUCAGGCGGGAUCACGCAGUGACUUUUUUUUUACACCGCUAAUAUAGUCGUAGGUUUAUAAGAAUAUUAGAAUGCAAAUGCAAUGAAGCAGUAGAGGCCC
This is a messenger RNA of Amoebophrya sp. A120, 2674 nucleotides long. The record is from the annotation of a GenBank genome assembly. NCBI's taxonomy places the organism in Eukaryota, Dinophyceae, Syndiniales, Amoebophryaceae.